AACGUUACCUCUUCCUGGUUGAUGUGGACACAGGGAAGAACUGCUGGGUGAGGUCUGCUGUUGUAGCUGUGUAAAUAAUGAAGAAAAACCUGCGAAGUUGAGUGAGAAAAGCCAUGGAAUUUAUCAAGUUAGUGAGGUUUUAAAACUCCCUUUUAUUCCGGACCAGCAGACAGUCUUUCCGGAGCUUCUCUUGUCCCGCUUCCCUUCCAUACCUCCAGUGUUGCGGUACAUUUCCCAUUAGCUCACUAUGGGUUGUUAGCUGCUAACCAAAGUCGCUAACGCUACGUGCCAGUGCUGUGCACCUGUCACUAGCUUCUUUGUCUCACUCAUGUCGGUGGCUUCAUUACCUAUUGUCUGUUAGUUUGCCGAACUUUUUAACAUAAACGUUAGCCACUUUUGUCUGCUCACUUGAACCAAAUGUUGAAGGCGUCACUGUCCGAAAACAGUCUGCACUGCCAAAGCUAGACAAAGAAGAUGAAGUGACGAUAACUCCCUCCGUCCAGCAAUGUACGAUAUGACGAUCUGUCUGCGUCCCACUGGAUAUUUAUGAACACAAAUAGUCAGCUAGUCCCCGAAAAGAUACAAAAAUGGCGUCCUCCAAAGUAAAGGUCGGAGUCAACAGUGAGACCAACUCCCUGAAAGAAAGUAAAAGCAACGCCAGCAGUUCAGCUGGAGAGGCUUCAUCCAAUAACAGGAUAUAUUGCCUUGAUGACCUGGAGACCAUUGCUACAGUUGGCACAGGGACUUUUGGCCGUGUCUUCCUCGUCAAGGACAAAAAGAGCAGGGCCUUCCACGCCCUGAAGCAGAUGAAGAUCCCCGAUGUGAUCCGACUGAAGCAGGAGCAGCACGUCCACAACGAGAAGGAGGUGCUGACAGAGGUCAACCACCCCUUCCUCAUCCGACUGUUUUGGACCCACCACGAUGAGCGCUUCCUCUACAUGCUCAUGGACUACGUGCCGGGCGGCGAGCUGUUCAGCUACCUACGCAGCCGCGGGCGCUUCAGCAAUGCUACUGGCCUCUUCUAUACCUCUGAGAUCGUAUGUGCCAUCGAGUACCUCCACUCCAAAGAAAUUGUCUACCGCGACCUGAAACCUGAGAACAUCCUGCUAGACAGCGAAGGACACAUUCGCCUCACCGACUUCGGCUUCGCCAAGAAGCUCUCUGACAGGACCUGGACUCUGUGUGGCACUCCUGAGUACCUGGCCCCCGAAGUCAUCCAAAGCAAAGGUCACGGCCGAGCGGUGGACUGGUGGGCUCUGGGGAUCCUCAUCUUUGAAAUGCUGGCUGGGUACCCGCCAUUCUUUGAUGACAAUCCGUUCGGAAUUUAUCAGAAGAUCCUAGCCGGAAAACUGGAAUUCCCACGCCAUCUGGAUUUUUAUGUCAAAGACCUCAUCAAGAAAUUUCUGGUCAUUGACCGAGCCAGACGGCUAGGCAACAUGAAGAAUGGAGCAGAAGAUGUAAAGAAACAAAGGUGGUUCAAGACAAUAGACUGGGAGGCAGUUCCUCUGAGGAAACUGAAGCCUCCCAUUGUUCCUAAAGUUUCCCACGAGGGUGACACCUCUAACUUUGAUGUUUACCCAGAGGACGACUGGAAGAAAGACCCUCCCGUGCCUCAGAAGGACUUAGAGAUCUUCAAAAACUUCUGAUCACUCAGCCUGGUUAAUUUAUUGCUGCAAUAUCCCAAGAAUUGACACAACAUAUUGUAAAGUUACCAUUACAGGUACCGUCAUGGAGAGGAUCCUUAUUUAUCAAAGCGGGGGGAGUUAUGUAAUAAUGGCCUCCCCCGGAGACAAACUCCAAAUGAUUGAUACUGUGACGUGUGUCAUACAACAGAGAUGAUUUGCUUUUUAUAUUUUUAUUUAUAUGACUUGAGUCAAAUCUUUUGCUGUUUUUAAUUUUUUUUUAUCACAUUUUUUUCUCUGAGCCUGCUCAUAUGCAAAAAAAAAAAAAAUCUGGUUCCAUUGAAACCAAAAGACUGUUACUUUCUAGGUUUAAAAAAGAGAAUAUUCAGGUCUUUUUUUGAUAUUAUCAUGUUUCAUUUUGUAUCUCUUUUUAAAAUGUUCAUGCAGUCAUAUUUAUCGUGACUCCAGACUGGUGCUGUAGCUGUCAGCGGGCCAGUAGCUAUUAAUGUGCGGUUUUAGACUCCUUAUACUGUAUCUAGUCAUGAAUCAGCCACUUUAUUUGAAAAUGCGUGACCCGUAGCACUUGUAAAAGGUGCCUUACAUCAUAGUUUGAUGGGCAUGAUGUCUCGCAGUUACAUAAAGUUCACUUGAAAUAGUGCUUUUCUCAGCCUUCAACGCUAAUAGAAGUUGAAUCAUGGGACUGUUGGUACAUGUGAGGUGCUGUUGUAGAGAGCAGGCUGCCGAGUGUGCUGCCACGUCUCCUACUGUAACGUUUUCUUCCCCGAGCUCUGUCAUUUCCUGUUGCAGCAGCUUUAUUUGCAGCCAAAGGACUUUGUUAUUACCGUACAGUCACAGCUGUUCUACAAAUGAACUACAGACUCUCCCAUGACACUUUGUGCUCAUUCACUUCCCUCAUCAUCAUCAUCAUUAUCAUUGUUGUCGUGCUUUUAAAAGCCGGGUCAUGUGAGGUGAAUGGCGGAUGUGAGGUCAAUAUUUAAACGUGCUACCAGGAGUGUUUAACUGGUUAUCAAACAGUAGCAACUUUAAAGGUCCAGUGUGUAACAUUAAGGAGGCUCUGUUGGCAGAAAUGGAAUAGUAUAUUCAUUAGUGUAUAAUCACCUGAAUAUAGUAAUUAGUUUAUAUCUACAGACACUGUGGGUAGCCAUCGAUGGAGGCUGCCAUGUUGAACUACAAUGUUUCUCCUGUAGCCUAAAUGGACAAACCAAACACUGGCUGUAGAUAGGGCCUUUCGGUAGCUUCAUGGCCACCGUAGUUUCUCCUACAGACUUCACAACCUGUUCCCUUUCCGAGGUCGUCAAAUACAGAAACCAGCAGUUUUGAGUUAGUUGCAACUUCACUGCUAGAUGCCACUAAAUCCUACACACUGGUCCUUUAACUUCUCACUCUAUAGAGCUGCAUUACAGUUGACCGACAGUAUUCAUCAGCAUUUCAUGUUAUUGUGUAGUAGAGGCUUUGUUUGGUGUUUUGGGACAGUAUAGACCUUUGAAAUAAACUUCAUAUCUUUUUUUUUUUUUUUGCUGCCAUUAAAAUCCACGUGAUCAUGUCAUUUUUGUUACUAAUCCUUCUUUAUAGAACGAACUGUCUGCACUGUAGAUUGACAGUGAAUAGUGUGAAACAUACGGACAGAAUUGUCAUUCUUGUACAUUCUCUCAUUGGGCUAUGUUCUAAUAAGUGAAAAGAUAAAUAGAUUAGAAAUAGUAGAGGAAUAGAUUCAAAGAUUUGCCAUUUUCUGGAACCCCAUCAAGGACCCCAGGUUGGGAACCACUGUGUUAGUAAUGAAAUAAAAUGCCGUUACAGCAA
Messenger RNA from Morone saxatilis (striped sea-bass), 3443 nucleotides. It is a transcript of the gene prkx, whose product is annotated as protein kinase X-linked. The record is from RefSeq and is a predicted model, not a curated record. The coding region runs from base 588 to 1646 and encodes 352 amino acids. Gene Ontology annotation, biological process: protein phosphorylation. The transcript has 8 exons. Gene Ontology annotation, molecular function: ATP binding; protein serine/threonine kinase activity. NCBI's taxonomy places the organism in Eukaryota, Metazoa, Chordata, Actinopteri, Moronidae.